Messenger RNA from Haemonchus placei, 171 nucleotides. Lineage: Eukaryota; Metazoa; Nematoda; Chromadorea; Rhabditida; Trichostrongylidae. The record is from the annotation of a GenBank genome assembly.
AUGACGAAUGCAUGGCGCGUAGCGGAAAGAUUAAUAUGUGAAGGAGGUACGCCAUUAUUUCAAAAACUGGCAAUGAGCAAAAAGCAAAAAAACCGGCCUCAUGGCAGGCAACGACAGACGAGAACUUCGCAAGCGACACAGCCUACGAAACAGGUUCUUCGGUCGGAAUGA